Gambusia affinis (western mosquitofish) is the source of this 6079-nucleotide messenger RNA. Its product is annotated as neuronal membrane glycoprotein M6-a-like. The record is from RefSeq and is a predicted model, not a curated record. Gene Ontology annotation, biological process: neuron projection development. Gene Ontology annotation, cellular component: filopodium; neuronal cell body; axonal growth cone. The coding region runs from base 158 to 994 and encodes 278 amino acids. The transcript has 7 exons. NCBI's taxonomy places the organism in Eukaryota, Metazoa, Chordata, Actinopteri, Cyprinodontiformes, Poeciliidae.
CAAAACAGGGACUUCCCUUAGCCUCCAUCAUCUGCAGGGAGGGAAAACAGGCAUUCACACACACUCUGCCUCCCACAUACACACACACGCACUCUGUGCUGAGCGCUAGCAAGAGGCUUCACACGAAAUCCAGACAAAGGGAGUGUAACCUGCAACGAUGGAGGAAAACAUGGAUGAAUCCCAGAGCCAGAAAGGCUGUAAGGAGUGCUGCGAGCGAUGCGUCGGCAGUCUGCCCUGGGCGUCGCUCAUCGCCACCAUCUUGCUCUACAUGGGCGUGGCCUUGUUUUGUGGGUGUGGCCACGAGGCUCUGAGCGGCACCGUCAACAUCCUGCAGAACUACUUCGAGGUGAUCCGAGCUCCCGGAGACGUGCUGGACGUCUUCACCAUCAUCGACAUCCUGAAGUACAUCAUCUACGGCCUCGCCGCCGGCUUCUUUGUGUUCGGAGUGCUGCUGCUGGUGGAGGGCUUCUUCACCACCGGCGCCAUCAGGGAUCUCUACGGAGAGUUCAAGAUCACCGCCUGCGGACGCUGCCUGACUGCUUUCCUCAUGGUUCUGGCCUACCUGUUCUUCCUGGUGUGGCUCGGCGUCACGGCGUUCACCAGCCUCCCGGUCUUCAUGUACUACAACGUCUGGUCCAUGUGUAAGAACGCCACCUCAGUGGAGGGAGCCAACCUCUGCCUGGACCUGCGCCAGUUCGGAGCAGUGACCAUCUCAGAGGAGAGGAAGGUGUGCAUGGGCUCUGAGAAGUUCCUGAACAUGUGCGACUCCAACGAGCUGGAUCUGACCUUCCAUCUGUUCGUGUGUGCGCUGGCAGGAGCCGGAGCCGCCGUCAUCGCCAUGGUCCACUUCCUGAUGGCGCUGGCCGCUAACUGGGGCUACCUGAAGGACGCCAGCCGGAUGCAGAAGUACGAAGACAUAAAGUCGAAGGAGGAGCAGGAGCUGCAUGACAUCCACUCCACGCGCUCCAAAGAACGCCUCAAUGCCUACACAUAAACCCAGAGCCGCCGGAAACAACACACACUUACCUGUCACACACACACACUCACAUACACACACACACACACACACACACUCACACACUGCAGCUGAUACAAGCCUGAGGACAGCAUAAAUCCAUCAGACAGGAGAAAAACACAGAAAGAAAAGAUGAAAACUCCGACACCGUCAUCAUCCUUGUGUCUGCAGAUCCUUGAUCCGGUGCUUCUGUUUGUCCUGAGCAGAACCUUUAACCUUUGACCUUGAACGAAUAAAAUCAGCUGAACCUUCUAAAGGUCCCAACGUUUAGUGGCCUGACUGGCAGAACAAAUUCUUACAGCACAAGAUUUACAGAAACCAGCGAAACAAAGCAGAACCUGCGACCCAGAGAGCCGGAGCGCAGACACGGGGAUGAGUCUGGUGUCUACGAGCUCAUCAGUAAAUAAGAGCCCCCUUCCUUUAACCUGCAGACACACACACACACACACACACACACACACACACACGCACACACACACGUAGAUGUGACUGAAUGGUCGGUGUUGUGCAGGCAGUGUCGUUCGGUGGUGUCAUGCCGUGUCGUGUCCUCUCACCACACUAUGAUGGCGGUGUUGCAGAGAAAAAGGUCCCUGAGUAAAUUUGUGCCUCCUGGGUGCAGAUGGGUCGCUUUGCCAACUUCCCCUCCCCAACCUGUUGCCCCCACCGUCCGGUUCCCCUGAAGUCCAGUUUCAAUAGUUGUUCCUUAAAUUCUUGAACCUUCUAAUCGAAAACCAGCAAAAUGACGACGAUAAAGGCCCGGAUCUAAAAUUGUUGCUUCAAUUAGUGAAACUAUUGAGCAAACGGCAAAUAAAAGGUUUUUAAAAACCUCCACUGAAGCUGGCGCCCCUCCCCGCCCCGUUUCCCCCGGACUGUAAAAACUCGUCGUUGUCUUUAGAGACAGCACUUCUUAGCAGCACAAAGUCUUUUUGUCCUGUUCUCAUCCGUCUGUUUUCCUCAUGAUUUCAUCCCUUUUGGGGGAUUUUUGAUUAUUUAUGUGUAAUUUUAGCACUGAGGGUAUUUAAGUGGGAGGUCAGGGGUCAGCUGGGAAUAGGGUUUAUGUCACAUGUUCAUGUAUUGAGUCUGUAUUUCAGUGGUUCUGCACACACACACACACACACACACUCACACAGCUUCUUUCUGUUGUCACGGUUUCUUCUGUUCUCAACCAGCCCGAAUGUGACCAAAUGUCCUCAGUAAGUUAGAAAACCACCGAUACGAACAGUGAGCACGUCAGCUGCAGACGAUCCGAAGCCCGACCGGCAGUUUCGGGUUCCUGCAGGAUCGGCGUCCCAGAACAUCCAGGGGGCGCUGCAGGGCGGUGAAACAGUGAAUGAGCUGCGUGUUCAGGAAUGAUUUGCUCUACUGCGGCUUUUUGUGGUUUUACAACUUCUUUGGUGUCUUACAUAAUCUCCUCAGGUGCUUCAGAGCUGGAAAGCUGUAAUCUGGAUGAUGUGGGACCAGCCGGCCGCUUCGCAAAGCUUCACAUAGAAUCAGAUGUUUGAGAUUUUGACUUUUAAAUCAAAUUCUCGCAUUAAAUUUGUCCAGAGAGCCGCUCAGUCUCUGUGAGAUGCAGCGUUUUCAGCUCCUCAGACUAGAUAGAAGAAUUUUGUUUUGUGUUUUUGAGGCUGCUUCGGGUUCGUUUGCGUCGGGACGGUGAUGAGUCUCUGUCUGCCAGUAGAGAUGAGCCAGAUUGGUUUCUGAUUGGGCAAACGCGUGGCGAAACGAGCUGCAAGCACUAAAACGACUCCGAAACUAAAUAAGAAAUGAAACAGAAAAACUCUGCACACACAGGAAACAGAAGCAAAAGGUCAAAUGUUGCAAUUAGCAAAAACGGCAAGUAUAAAACCCUAAAAGCUGCUCGUCUAAACGUUGGUCAUCCAGGCCACCAGGGGGAGUCUGAACAUUAUGUAAACCCGUUAUAAAUACAUGAAGGACAACGCAGCUUUUCUUUGCUCCUGCAACUUUCUGCUGUACAUCUGGUCUUUGGUUGCAGACGAUCUGGUGGUCGGGUCCCUCUGGUGGCCUGGAGGACUAACGUUCAGUGAAACGCGUUCACAGCGUUUGUACUUCCUGCUGUUUGUAUUUUCCCGGUUUGGUUCUUGUUCCUGAGGUUGCUGCAUUUUGUUUUUUACUGUUUCGAUGAUUGAAUCGCUCGUCUGCAGCUCGUUUCGAAGCUUGCUGCGAGUUUGCAUGCGGCCUUUCCAUUUUCACUUUGUCUUCAGAAAGAGGAAGGUGACGACUUCAGUUUGAUUUGGUCAGACACACACACACACACACACACACACACACACACACACACACACCACCGUCACUCUGAGCCAUAGUUCUCUUUUACUUUUCACUGAUGACAUCUCACUAUUUUAUGAUCAACUUUGAAACUUUUUAAAUGUGAAGCUAUUUAAUUAGGGAGAUGUGAUUUUCUUAUUGUUUCUGUGCCGCGGGGCGAAGCGCCGCUCUGCAUCAACUCUGUACAAAGACAAACGUUUAUGUGAGACGGUGGAGGCCGGCGGCCGGGAGGUCCACUUCCUGUCGGCCCAGAGUCUGGAGGAGGCGGCCCAGUCCCAAUGUCCUGGGCCUCCGCUCUGCAGAAAGCUGCGCUCACACAGAACCGGGCCUGGCUCGGUCCGGUCCGGUUCCACCAUCUCAGGAUCACACAGACCAAAAAACUAAUUAAAAGCUUUCACAGCAAAUUUGAUGUCCAUCAUUCUGAUCCCGGGAUCAUCGGCGACCCGCUCGGGCAGAGCCGGCGCCGGACUCCGUGUUUGGGUCGGAACCGGGCCGGCGGUGUGGACGCAGCUGGAGUCGGACUCCUGUAGACUCGGCCCGGUUCAGGUGAACCUCGGCUGCAGCAGUCAGUAUUUUUAAGGGUCUAGUUUUACAGUAACAGUAUUUUAUCAUUUCAUUGCCUGACAAUGGAAGUCAGAUGGUCGAUGUUUCUAACCUCAGAUUAAAGAAAAAAUAGUUUUUGUGCACUUAUUGACCAUUGUGAGCUCUCUCUCUCUCUCACCCCCCCUCUUUCACCCCCCCAUCUCUCUCUCUCUCUCACCCCCCCUCUCUCUCUCUCUCCCCUCUCUCUCUCUCUCUCUCUCACUCCCCCUCUUUCACCCCCCCAUCUCUCUCUCUCUCACCCCCCCUCUUUCUCUGUCUCUACCCCCCCCCUCUCUCUCUCUCUCUCUCUCACUCCCCCUCUUUCACCCCCCCAUCUCUCUCUCUCUCCCCCCCUCUCUCCCCCCCCUCUCUCUUUCUCUCUCUCCCCCUCUUUCACCCCCCAUCUCUCUCUCCCCCUCUCUCCCCCCCUCUCUCUCUCUCUCCCCCCUUUGUCUCUCUCUCUCACCCCCUCCCCCCUCUCGAUGUGUAAGUGCAUUGACCCCCCAACCCCCCACGCCGGGGCCUGUGUAUAGUCUUGCAUUGGUUAUAACCUGAAGAAUUGAUGAAAACGAAUGAAUUCAUAACAAUGAAGAUAAUCUUAUUCUACUUAAAAAAAGACAGUGAAUCUAGUUGUUGUUUGUGGCAUGGUUAUGCAUUCAAUGGUCAUCAUUUUAAAGAUUAAAAUGAACUAAAAAAGUUUAUUUUCCACUGGCGCUGUUCUGCUGUUUCCUGUUUUCUUUCCACUGCUCAGUGUGCAGUAUUGCUGUUCCUGUUGCUUAUGGUGUUGCUAAGCUCGCUUGCUUGCUCAGUUGUUUACCACCAGAGCAAUAUACGGUAGCAGUUUGACUCAGCCGAGACGUGAACCAGAAACCCUUCCCUCCAACAUCCAACUGCAUGAAACUUUGAUUGCAAGUCUUAAGUGAUAUGAUUAUGGUGUUCUGUAUCGUUUCUCCUAAUAAAGCGGAUUUGCAGAUGUGGUGUGAUGUAUUGCUCUGGCCAUCCGUCAUCGUGCUUCCUCCCUGCUCACAUCCUCCUCUUCCUCUUCCUCUUCCUCAGCCUGCGCUCACGCCCAGCUGAGUCCCGCCUCAGAUCCGCUGCGUUUCCGUUACAACGGCUGCAAAAGUACGAGGCACCGUUUGUACAGUUACACUGUAAAAACUUAACAGCAAAAGCUCAUUUUAUUGUUUCAUUCACAUAGAGAAAAUGUGAACGUUCGUUUUUUCAGCAUUUAUAACUAAAUAUUUAAUUUUAAACUAAAUAUUUUAUUCUGACUUAAAUAUUUAGCUUGCUAACUAUUGAGUUAGCAACAAGCCCUGCCUACUUUGAAGUGGCUUACAUGUUACAUAAGAGCAGUGGAUUCAAGCCGUUAGAGUGGCAAAGAGUUUUUUAUGAACUGUGACGCUGUCAGAGUCCAAAAAAACCAAAAACAAGCUAUCAGCCUCCAACCACUUCCUGUCGUCUUCUUUGGUGUUUCUGCAAGUAGUAACAUCCGGGAUGUUUGGCAUGUGACGCCUGUGACAUGAAAAAAGUGUUUUGAUCCCAACAGAAAAUCUUUCAGAAAAAAAAUGGAAGCUUUUUGUGAAUUUAUUUUGGUCAUUUCAGUUCUAUAAUUAAUGGAAACGCAGUUAGUGUUUCAGUCUGAAGUGUUUCCUGUUUGAUUUGCUUCAGAUGAGUCAGCUGAGGUCAUCCAUCCCAUGUUGCCUAGCAACAAGCGGCCUUGUGCAGCUGCUGAGGUCCAGAACCUAUCGGUCCAGAACCGAUCGGGUCGUUAGUUUCCAGGCUGAGGCUGUGAGCAGCGCGUCAUCCUCUCAUUUCCGUCUCCAUGUCCAGAUCUGAUCCUGUCCUGCUGAACAUGGACUCAUCAUUCCAGGAUCCUGACCUCAGGAUCCAAACUCACCAUGUCAGCAGAGAACAGGAGGAGUCAGAGUGAAACCUGAGCGGAUCCCAGAUCCCCUCAGGUUGGACAUUCUGGACGUCAGAAGUCCUUCUUCCUGUUCUCCAUCACCUUCCUGUCUGUUUCUGCAUCACUCUGCUUGCUUCUGGCUCGCUCCAUCCGGUCCGGUCCGGUCCAUUUCUGUACAUAUUUGUGCCAACAGCUCAGGCAAACAGCGGCUUUUUUAUUUGUAAAGACAUAAACUUGCUUGCAUAUAUAAAUAAAUUGAAUUCAGACACUUGUGUACUUGUUAAAAAGAGAAA